Arxiozyma heterogenica is the source of this 3753-nucleotide messenger RNA. RefSeq names its product Vac7p (gene VAC7). The transcript has a single exon. The record is from RefSeq and is a predicted model, not a curated record. Lineage: Eukaryota; Fungi; Ascomycota; Saccharomycetes; Saccharomycetales; Saccharomycetaceae. Gene Ontology annotation, cellular component: fungal-type vacuole membrane; PAS complex. The coding region runs from base 1 to 3753 and encodes 1250 amino acids. Gene Ontology annotation, biological process: protein localization to vacuolar membrane; vacuole inheritance; positive regulation of phosphatidylinositol biosynthetic process.
AUGGGAUUAUCCAUAAAACAACGAAAUCAUAAUUCUUUAAAUGAAUCUUCAGACUCAAAUAAUAUUAAAAGAGAUACCAAAUUAGAUUCUAAGAAAAAUAGUUUCAUUGUAGAGGCAGAAACAGUUAAUACAGAAUCUACAAAUAUCAUAUCAUCUACUUCUACUACAGAUAAUGUGUUAAAUAUUGUAAUAAACGGAAAUGAACAAAUUGAUCAUGUAAAUAAUAAUAAUGACAGUAAUGAUGGUGGUGAUGAUGAUGAUGAUGAUGAUGAUAAUAAUAAUAAUAAUAAUAAUAAUAAUAAUAAUAAUAAUAAUAAUAAUAAUAAUAAUAAUAGUGAUACUUCUUUGAAGAAUGACUCUAUUUUAAUAUCAAAUCUAAAUUAUAAUAAUGGACCAUCAUUAAUACCGAAGGAUGAAAACGUUAUUAAUAUAUCAAAAGGACUGUCGUCGUCUCCUUUUUCUUCUUCUUCUUCUCCUCUUGCUUUUCCUCUUCCGUCUAAUAUAAGUUCUGAUAACCAUAAUAAUAAUAAUAGCAUAGAAAUUUAUAAUAAUAACAAUGAUAAUAACAAUGAUAAUGAUAAUGAUAAUGAUAAUGAUAAUGAUAAUGAUAAUAUUGUCGGUAUACCGUCUAUUACUACAACCAUGAUAGAAAAUCUAUCUAUUUCUAAUAAUAUUAAUAACAAUAAUAAUAAUAAUACUCCUGGAGAAGUGGGUAUUUUACCUGAGAAUAUGAUAAAUACUACAAGUAAAAUGUUAGAUAAUAAUGGUUCAGAUAAUAGAGAUAAACUUAACUUUGAUAAAUCAAUUGAUCCGAGACCUGUUAGCAAAAUUAUUGAAAGGCCUAUAAUGCCGACUGCAAAUUCAAGAGAUUUAUUAUUAACAGAUAAUAAAAAGAUAAAUGAAAUCUUAGUUAAUCCAAAUGAUACAGAUCAAACUGAUAAGAAUAUCAAUAAUAACAACGAUAAUAAUAGUAAUAAUAUUAAUGAUAAUGACAAUAAUAAAGAUAUUGGAAGUGUUCUUAAUGAUCAAAACAACAGAACUGGAAAUAACAUUUAUGAUAUUAAUAAUAAUAUUGUCACUACUGCUACCAAUACUGAUACUAAUAAUAAUAAUAACAAUAGUAAUAAUAGUAAUAACAAUAGUAAUAAUAGUAAUAAUAAUAGUAAUAGUAAAAGUAGUGGAAGUAGUAGUAGCAAUAGAAGAAUCUCUAUAGAUAGGAAUAUUGUAAAUGAACCAAGAAUACCAAAAGAUAGUAAUAUUAAACUAGGUGAAAAUCAAGACUUUGAUAAAAAAGUCAACGGUGAUGAUCUAUCUAUAAUCAACACAGAUGAGACAGAUGACGAUAAUAAUAAUAAUAAUAAUAAUAAUAAUAAUCAAAAACCAAAUAAAACAGAAUUCUUUGCAGCUAGGCUAGCUUCAGCUGUAGGUGAGAAUGAAAUUAGUGAUUCUGAAGAGACAUUCGUGUAUGAAUCAGCAGCAAACUCUGUAAAGAAUUUAAUUCAUCCGAGUAACAGUAGUAUGGGCCCUCUAAGUAUGCAAAUAAAUGAUCAUAGAUCAACAUCUCAUUCUUAUGAUGUUAAGGACGGUUCGAUCAAUAAUAAAAAUCGUGGAAUAUCAACUAAGAUGAGUGUACCAUUACUUAAUACGAAUAAAAAAUUAAUUAAUAGGUUGAAAAAUAUUAGACAUACGAGUACAAGUGGGAUUCUAAAUCAUUCAACUGUGCAUGAUCCUAUGGGGUCUUCAUCAGGGAUAUCACAUUUUGCACAAGGUUAUAAAUCAAGCAAUAUGCCAAAUGUCACGUCUAGUCUUAACACAAAUAUCAAUCCUGGUAACGUUACAACCUUUCAUCCCAAUAGUACAGUAGAUUCAGCCAUAAGUAAUAAAAAGAAGAAUCAUGGUGAUAAUGAUGAUAGUAAUAUUUUCAAUAAAGCUGGUACAAACAAUAAUCCUAAAGCAGAUAACAACAUUAAUACUGCUAACAGUAUUUAUUCAUUAAAUCAAGGUUAUAUUACUACAAAUGUGGAUGAUAUCCCGAGUGUUCGGUCAGUUCAUAAUAUGGAUAAACAUAACGAUUGGCAGUCAAUGAAAUCUUUUGGUAUUGAACAAUUUCAAAGUAGAUCUCCUGAUAAAAGAUUAAGCACAGUAUCAUUAACAAGGUUACCUCCGGGAAAUAUUUCAAAUCUACCUAGUGGUUCUUUACAGAAACAAUCAAUGAUUAAAAAUAGUAAUUCUAUUAAGGCUGGGAAUGAUAGUAGCCACAAUACCCUAAUGAAAAAUCAUGAGAAUAAAAGAGUGUUGAGAACUACAGUGUCUAAGAUUUUUGAUAGUACUGGGACUCCCUUAAGACGUUAUUCUGGUGUACCUGAUAAUGUUAAUUUAGAAGAUUAUAUUGAACAGGAAGAUGACUUGAAUGGGGCUGACAGUAUGAAGUAUGAUAUGGGCAUAAAACAUCAAACUUUGAAUAAAUAUAAUAACGGCAAACAUAUGGAAUAUUAUAAUUCAAAUAAGGAAGGGAGUAAGGAGAAAGUUAGUGAUUCCAAGAGGUUGUCUUUAGAGAGCCAUAACUCAAUGAAUUGGAAUAUAUCGCCAGGGUUAUAUCACCAUUCUACCAGUGCUAUCAAAGAGGAAGAUGAAAAUGAGGGUUGUAGUAACUCUAUUAAUAAUGCUAAUAAUAAUAAUGGCACUAGUGAAUAUGUCAUAAAAAAGAAUAGUAUAAUUAAGAAUUCUGAUUUUAAUAAUAUCGGUAAUAACUUAGGCAUUGAAAAUGCUAGUCAAUUUUACAAGGAUGGUAUUCAUGUGAAUAACGUUGAUGAUGAUGCACGUUCUACAUUCUAUUAUAAUCAUAGAUCCGAUUUGGAAGCAAGACCAGAAAUUUCAGACUAUGAAGAUGAUGAUAUGGAUCCAGCUGGUGACUAUGGCUUAUGUAGUGAACCAGAAUAUUAUGAAUUACAUCCAAAUGUUAAUCAGGGUCAAAUAUUAUACUAUGGCAAAAAUAGCAACAAUAAUAAUAAAAAGAUUAAUCUUCAAGGUAAUUGCAUCAAUAGAAAUAACAGCCAUUAUGAAUAUGGCUAUCCUAACGAAUACACUCCAUUAAGAUAUUCUGCAAGAAAAAAAAUGUCAAGAAACCAAUUAAAUUUUUCGCCUCAUGAUUUCAAUACAAAGAAAUCCAGAUUGACAAGGUUUAAAAAUGGAUUGUACUAUAUUGUAUUGAUGCUGUUGCUCUUGUUUAUUGGAUUUUUGUUUGGGUUUGUCCUGGCUACAAAUAAAGAUUUGCAAGAUUUCGAUAUUGUCUUAUUGGACAACGUCAUAUCUAGUGCUGAAGAACUAAUAUUUGAUAUCACAGUUUCUUCUUUCAAUCCUGGGUUUUUCACAAUAACUGUAAAUUCCUUGGAUGUUGAUGUAUUUGCUAAAAGUAAGCUUGUUUUGAAAACAGAGGCAUUAUUUUUGGGAUCAAUUGAUGAAAUGGAGAUACCUUUAAGAUUUGCUGGUGGUUUUUUCAAUAGGCGGUAUGCUGCAUCUACAACGGCGCUAAAAGUUGUUUCACCCGGUAACUCAUCCACUAGUGACAAUAUGAAAUGGAGAAAAGUGAUUAAAAAUGAUUAUGAGUUGGUCCUUCGAGGUACAAUGAAAUAUUCUAUCCCAUUUUUUGGGAAUUCACGUUCAAUCAAUGUUCAACACUCUGCAACAGUAUCAGGACAUAAAAAUGAGGUGGAAAAUGAAUACAUUUCUACACUAAUAACAAAUAUUUUAUAA